GAAUAUUAGGUGCCCGGUUGAAUUCUUGAAUAUUUGAAAGUAGUUUUUAUAAUUUCUUUUAUAUACAUUUACAUUUACAAUUUUUAGUGCAAAAAUCACAGCUAAUCUUUAUUGACGUUCUUUAAAUUUGUAAAUAUUCUCGAUAUUUUGUAUCUUUUGACAUCUGUCAAGUUAGGAGGGCGUAUUCGUAUUCAUUGCCAAGGAAUUUUCUUGGAGGAUCACGAUCAGUGAAAUUGUUCGGAAAAUCGGUUUUUCUGUACUUGAAGUGCCUUGUUUAGAAAUCUUAAGUGCUAAAAUCGACAUUCUAGACGUUAUCAUUAGAACUAGCCGUUAGAGGCUACACACGUGACUUAUUAUUUUAGACAAAUAACGGAAGCGGCUCUGGCGGCAUCCGACCGACGUCAGCCUCGACGCAACCCUUUGGAGGCGGUGGAGGUGGCGGUGGAGGUAUAAAUAAUAAAGGGUGCGGUGCGGGCUUAGGUACCGUAGGAGGCGGUCCCAUGGCCACUCAGCACCAGACGGCAGGCGUUUAUCGCGGUCAAUGGAGCAACGUAGGUGCCGGACAUCAACACCAACAUCCUGCGGCUGCUCCCGCAGGCUACUAUCAGCGGUACCCUAACACGGUACAACCAGUCCAAGUACAAGCACAGCUUCAAUCGCCGGCACAGAAUUCCUACACGCCUAAUAGUACUACCACCAAUAGCAAUUACAAUAAUUCUAAUUCGUACACAAAUCAAAGAGUGCCAACAGCGACAUCUCCGUCAAAUGCUAGUAGCUCGAGUAGUCACACCGGCAGUCAAAGCGGCAACGUUUCGACCUCUCUCAGCAACAACAUGCCUAACAAUACCAAUACGUCUUCUAACAAUUCCUCGUCCGGAUCCGAGCAGCUUUCGAAGACCAACCUUUACAUCAGGGGACUGAAUCCAGCGACCACCGACAAGGAUUUAGUUAAUAUGUGUCAACAAUUCGGCACUAUCAUAUCCACCAAAGCGAUCCUAGAUAAAAAUACUAACAAAUGUAAGGGUUAUGGUUUCGUAGAUUUUGAGAGUCCCGCCGCUGCCGAAGGUGCCGUGAAGGCUUUAACCGCGAAAAACAUACAGGCUCAAAUGGCGAAAGUGGGUAUCUGGUAUCAACACCGUAGAAAAGCCACUCAACAGGAACAAGAUCCCACAAAUUUGUACAUCGCUAACUUGCCGCCGAAUUUUAAGGAAUCAGACUUGGACCAAAUGCUAUCUAAAUAUGGACAAGUUAUAUCAACACGUAUCCUUCGGGACGCUUCUGGUAUAUCCAAAGGAGUAGGGUUCGCACGAAUGGAGAGCAAAGAAAAAUGCGAGUACAUCAUCCAGCACUUCAAUGCCAAAAUGCUACCAGCAAGUAAAGAACCGUUAUUGGUGAAAUUCGCCGACGGAGGGAACAAAAAGAAGAACAUGUAUAAAAAUAAUGACAACGUUAAGAUGUGGCGAGACAGUGCAGAAGGUUUAACGGCGGUUCAAUAUGAUCCGUCUACAUUGGCGCAAAAUGGAGUCGCAGGUCAGCAUUUGGUGCCGACUUUAACGAAUUACAGGCAUUACAAUCAGUUUGUUGAUGUACAGUUUCCUUCGUACACUACUGGACAAUGGCCGUUCCCGUAUGUUAUGGCGCCUCCAUUGGCCACUGUAGAGGAAAGUUACAAUUUGCCUGGACACAUGGCAGCUCAGUAUAAGAACGACGGACAACCUCCUCGGGGAAUACCGCUUAUGAUGCCAUCUACAGAAACUACUGUUCCUUAUACAAAUAUCAUACCUCAGCUCACAACACAAAUGGGAGCAAUGCAGAUAAGUACGGGAUCAUACAUCUCCCCUCAAUAUUCGUACUACCCAUCAAUAGUACACGCUGUUCCAGUCGAUUCUGAACACACUUCCAACGCAGCAAGUCCAGAAGAUCCAUACCAAGCGUACCAAGGGCCCCCCAAGUAAUUUUUAUCCAAUUGUUGUUUUGGAUUUUGUGACAUCCCAUUUGAAAAUUGCUGCAAAUCCUUAAUUUUUUAGAAAGAUGAAGGCAUUAAGAAUGCCCGAUUUAUAAUAGAGUAGUUAAUUUAUGAAUAGAGUUUUGGCAAUUUUUGAAUCGGUCUGAGAAGUCGUGUUUGAAAAUUGCGACUGAGUUUGUACGAUAGUUAUUUUACUGCUGAGUCAUUUGAAUGUUCGGGGAGGUAAUAUUACUUGAAAAUGAUUACCAAAAACUAAAAGUUGGCAUAAAUGACAAUUGAGUACAGACCAAAAAAUUAGUAAAAUCAACAUUUGGUAAGAAAAUACAUGGAAAAAACAUUGUAUAUUAGUUGUUUGUAUGUAGUUCUCAUUUGUUCGAGAACUAUAAAGUAAAGAUAUUGUUACGAUUCCACUCGAUAAUGGUAAUGAUAAUCUCACAUUUUGAAAACAAAAAACAACUAAUAUAUGAUAAAUUCUAUGUCUAUUUUCAUUUUAAACAUCAAGGCUAACUUAAGUAAUGCUGUGUGUAGACAAUGUACAUAUUUUAUAGAAUCUUUUUAUUUGAAACCUUUCUGUUGUAUUUUGAUGUCAUAAUAAGCAUAACCACUAAAAAACUGUACUAAGAAACUUUUUACAAGCGAUAAUAAUCAUAACUAAAAGCAACUUUUAGUUUUGUGUUACCAAUUUUCACGAUGAUAUUACACUGCUCCUAAUUUUUGUUUACAAAAAAUUUAUUGUUACACGAUACAAAAAAAGGACUGAACUAUGUGUAAAGUAGAUAUUUUUGAUACAGUAUGUUCCUAGUUUGACAACUAAAAUUGUAUUAAAAAUAUGUCUUCUGAACUUAUAUCUGUGUUGGGAAAAUGCGCCUGAAUUUAACAAGUAAUUCGAUGCAAUUGGUACUACACAUCUAUGAAUGCCAAUCGACUAAGUGCUACAGUUGUUUCAGUACUUAAUAUAAAUGGUAUACCAGAUUGGUGCAUACAGCCAGUCAAAAAUUUAUUUUUUUAUUAUCUUGGUACUUAUUCUUAAUGUUUUUGUAUAUACUUAGCUAUCUGGGGAGAUCAUAAAUUAUUAUUACUGAUCAUAGAACCAUAUUUAUGAGUUUCUGGUCAAUGCGGCUUCAUCUAACUGUCCUGGUCAUUAUCUCUAGUCAUGAAACUUCGAAUAAUGAACUAGUAACCGUAGAUCGUAGCCAAAUGCCGUUACAAUUUCUUUUUCUUACUGGAUGACCUCUGUAGUAUGUCAUUUCCUGUGUUACGUUUACUUUGUAAACUACUGAAGUACAUAUGCAAUUCGUAAUACCUUGAUCGAUAUAUCUGCUGAAUUUUGAUAAUGUGUAGAUAAUAUCGAUGAAUUUAAAUAACCAAGUUCAUAAUUCACUCCAGGAAAUCCACGGGAUCUAGUAUGUUUAAUAGAUAGAGAUUAGUUGGUGAAAAAUCUUAUCAUGUUCUUGUUGUUUGAUAACUUGUAGAAUGCAAUUUUAACAAAAUGUUAUUUUAUUGUUGUUUAAAAAAUAUGCAUUUAUUCACAUCAAAAUACCGAGUAUAUACGUAAACAUAUUUUUUAAUAUAAACACUUCAAAGUAUACAUGCCUACCGUCUCGUUGGAUUCUAGGAUGUGUGUAGCAAUUGUAUUUUUGACAAGAUAUUUAGACUUAAGAACAACUGUACAUAAUGUUUUUUAGACAGAGCAUUUUCUAGCACAGGUCUUUUCCAAAACGUAGGAGAAACUAGGAUAGUAACUACAUAGUUUUACACAUUGUAAAAAGUAAUAUUGAAUGAAAAAAAAACGACUUUUCUACAUACAGCAGUGAAAUGUGUAUUGAUCUUCCCUAGCCAAAAUGGCUUAGAAUAGGUAAAAUUAGUAUUUUAUUUUUUGAUGAAGAUCUACAUAGACAUAUAGGUAGUUGUUUUAAACACUACAUGUAAAAGAUACUGCUCAUAAUCAAAUAAAUUCUUCCUAAAUCAACAUCUAUAAAAUUUUACUUCCACUAAAAAAAUUGUCGUUAUAUAUAUUUAUUUUAUACACAAUCUUUAUACUUUAUUUAUUUUGACCUGUUUCAUCGUUAUCGUAAUAAUUUUUAAAGGUAUUUUUCCGAAUGUCGCGUCAGGGAUAGGUAUCAUUACCAACUUACACUGGUCAGUACAUUCAAUUGUUUACAUAUCUGCCCUGGUGAGUAAAACCACUACUAUCUGUUGCGGAAAAGAAAUAUUUAUCUCUAUUUAACAUAUCACAAUUCUGAAAAUAUCAUGGCCAGAACACAUCACAAACAAAGACGUUCUGAGAAAGAUGAAAUGGAAGUCUUAAAUACAAUCAAAACCAGAAAAUUGGAAUAUCUCGGACAUAUUACAGGUGGAGAGAGAUACAACUUGCUUCAACUCAUGCAAGGAAAGAUUCAAGGAAAAAGAAGCAUAGGGAAACGUUGAAUAUCAUGGCAACGCAACCUGAGAGAAUGGCACGGAUCAUAUUAACUUUUCAGUGCAGCCGUCUCUGGAGUCCGAAUAGCUAUGAUGAUUACAGACCUCCGUCGAGGAGAUGGCACUUGAAGAAAAAUAAAGUAUCACAGGGUUGCUUGUGUACCUAGUGAGAAGAAGUAAUAAUAAUAGAUAUACAUAUUAUAAUUAUUAUCUUGUCUGAUAGAACUAUCAUGGAAUAAUAAUAAUUACUACAAAUUAUAUUCUCGUCUGCUAGUAGACACGUUAACAUAAAGGAUUUAUUUUACAAUUUUUAAUUGAUUCUCAAGAGAUAUUACAAAAAAUUGAGAUAUCAAACAACUUUACAUGAUUAAGAAACUUCAAGUAUAUUUACGUAAAGUAAAUCUAAUAUCAAAAAUAAAACAACAAAUGAGGACAUAACAACAAAAGUUGCCAAACUCAAAUGGAGCUUCGAAGUUCACACUGCCAGACAGUGGCGGCUUGUGGUAAUUUAAAAAGGGUGUUCAAUUAAGGAAUGUAAUUAUAGAUAUGGUGGAUAGGAGCCGUGGGCAAUUGUGGCAAAGGCAAAAAAUUUUUGAGGGCCUCACCCGUUUUGGUCUAAAUUUGAUAUUAUUUAUUACUGUUGUUAAUACAUUAAUAAAUCAAAGCGAAUUAGAAACAAAAUUUAAACUUAAUAAAUAAUAUAAAAAUGUCUGUAAUUUUUGUAUUCAAUUUAUUCAUUUUAUUUAUACAAAAAAUCCAUUCUUCGAUUUUUGUGUUUUGCAAAAACAUCGAUAACACGAGCAUUAAAGUAUGAAGAUAACACCAACAGAAAAUAUUGUACCAAACUGUGAACCGAAACGCUCCACUGGUCUCUGGGUGCACUGCACAAAUCCUCACUGUUUUAGAUAGGCGAAAUGCUUUUUCACCGAUUUUAAGAUUUCUCUUUCUAACUACAGGCGUAGGUUAGCACCGGCUGGUUCAAUUUGAAUUCUGCACCAGAGCAUAAGUAUUUGCACUUGCAACGUGCAUCCAGCGGCGUAGAGCAAAUAAAUAUGAUUCAUAAAUAAAGUUAUAUUUUAAUGAUUCUAUGAGAUUUCAAAAAUAUAUGUUAAUGAUAUUAUAGUAUUAAUGAGAUUUAAAGAAAAAACUUUAUUUCAAUGAAAUUUUAUUGGGUGUUCACUGCACAAGUGAACCAAUGGAGAAACCGCCCCUGCUGCCAGACAUGAAGACCAACGUUGGAACGCCACAAUACAGCAUUGGAGACCUUACGCUCGAAACACACACUAAGAAUUUUGAACGUACGAUGCAUGGUUGAAAUUUACAUAGUGGCUCGAGCAAUCAUAUGGAAUCUUUCUCCCUUCACCAAACUUUUCAAGCGGUGAAGGGAGAAAGAUUCCAUAUGCUUGCUCGAGCCACUAUGUAGAUUUCAACCAUCGCACUGUCAAAAUUCUUAGUGUGUGAAACAAGCGUUACGAAAGUAAACGACCAAGAGGUAGACCACAGUUAAGACCAGAAUUAAUUUUUCAGGGACUAUUUCAGAAUGAAUAUCUGCGGACAGAGAAAUUUAACAAGGCGAACGAAUAAUUUUAGCUAUAUCUACAGAUAGAAGAAUUAAAAAUAUGAAGGGUACAGGCAAAGAAGGUGCUAUUUCAAAAUAAUAAGUUUCGAGAAAAAUGGUUUUAAAGGUUAAAACUCUCUGGUGUUUAUUAUUUAUUCACUGACGAAAAUCGUUUAUUUACUAAAUUUGCUGGAAUUAUAGCGAUGGCACUUUCUUCGCCGGGACAGCGCAGACUUGCCACCUUCUUAGCCUGACUAGAGAAAUUUAAAAUAUGUUGGUAUUCCUGACUGAACACGUUCAUAGCGGUGAUUUAUUUAUGUGUCCCCGAAAAUAGUGCGUUCCUUAACCUUCGGAGUACGAAGAUUAUUUGACUUACUUAGAUUCCGAUGAUGGGUCAAGAGUGACCCAUUCUCAUUUUAUUUAUAAGGAUGUUUUAAAUAGUCAGCAUUAUUAAACAGUAUCUUUAAUUAAAAAAAAAACAAACAAACAUAACAAUUAUAACCCUAAAUUAUUAUAUUUAAAUUUUUUAAGAUGGUUCCCCAUGGGCAUAAAUUAGUUCGCUUCGGCGGCCAUAUUUUAAUACCUUACAGAAAACGGGCAUAGGUAAAUUCGCUCCGGCCAUAUAUUUGAAUACGUAUACCCGUAAACAGAGACGGCUGCGAUUUACGUGUACCUACAAACAUAUUGAGAAUAUUCUUCGAAAUCCGAAGACCGGGUCAGCACUGACCCGGCAUCAUAGAUGUUACCUAGAGGAAAAACUAUAAUUUGGAUGUUCACGAAUUAUAUACGAAAAAAUAGAUUGAAACAAAUAAGAAGAACUUACAAUCAAUCGGAUUUGUAAAAAAAUUAUUUCAUAAAAUAUUAAGAAAUAAGUGAAUUUCGGGUCACGCUUGACCCAGUCUUCGUACUCCGAAGGUUAAAGGUAUAGGUAGAAGGCACCAUGUAGAGCAAAAAAGUAUUAUAACAUUUUUUCUAAACUCAACCGUUUGGUCAAAAAAACGAAAAUACAUUUUGGUAUGCAAAUUGAAAUCUGACAACUAUGUAUACAAAAUCUAAAGAUGGACACAGUCACAAUUCAAAAAUAGUUGCCCCAUGGGUCUUUAGUAUUUACAUUAAACCCUGUCUUCCUCCUCAACAAACAAACAAAUUCUUGUUUUGUUUGAUUUUCACACAUAGGGUGGUAUAAUUAUUUUGCAGGUGUCUACCUGUCUGACCUACAUUUGUGGUGUCAAUAACCUAAGUCACAAACAGUUCUUGUACAGUGAUGUCAGAUUAGUUAAUCUUAUGAAAAUAAAAGUUAAAAAAAUAUGGAGAACAAUGUAUUUUUUUGGAAACGGUUAACUUUAGAAAAAAAUGUUACAUAGGAUUUUUUUAUUCUAAAUUAUGUAUUAUAUCCAUACCUUAAAGGAACGCACUAUUUUCGGGGACACCCUGUAGAAUGGUAGUCGAGAUCGCUGGAUAAUGUAGGGGACCAGAAACUCAUUUUCUGCAAAAAUUGACAUAGCACCUUCUUUGCCUGUACCCUUCAUAUGAAAUUUAUAAAACAUUUUUUUACGCUGCCAGAUUAGCUAAAGAUGGUCGUAUUCUCUCUGUUUAUCUGAUUUCUCGUUUCCCACUGAUCUUUGCCCAAUACUGUUUUCAUUCUUCUCUCAAACAUAUUUCUUAGAAUCGUCUCUUCAACUGAUUAGAGGUCUUCCUCUUUCUAUCUUGUACUUGUAUUUCAUGAAUGCAAUAACAAAAAGGAAGAAGAACCCCAAAGGUUUUAAAAUGAUUACAUGAAAAUUACAGAUAGAAAGGUUUUACAAAGCAGGGCAGAAAUGGAAUUUAUCUUUAAUAUAAACGAGUAGGAUUACAUAACACCCCCUAGCACGUUUUAUGUGUCUUAUGUACAAAUGCCUUAUAUUACAAAUAUAUCUUAAAAUAAUCUUAACUAUACUUUGCGGCAUUUACAACAAAUUGUUUUAAGAUACUCGGAUUCGCAAAUAGGAACCAAGUUCUAUUGAAGGAUUCAUCAAAGACUAAUCUAUGAAAAAAAAAACGUGGCUAGGUAGUUGUUUGUACAUAUAUAAAGAACUCUUUUAUUAUUGCAGAUAGUGAGUACAAUAAGAUUUAAAACUAUUUAAAAAUCAAUUUAUGUCCCUCACUUUUAUAUAACUACACUGACUAGAAGGCAUUUGAUAUUUUAAUAUACUUAAAUUUUCUUUAUUUGAAUAUUUAUAUAAUAAAUUAUUUUUGUUAUUAUUCUUCACCUCGUGUUUUGUAAACUAAAAGCUAGACAUUUUGUCAUUAUAGCAAUUAUUGACACCGUAGAAUAAUAAAAAAACAAAUAGUAUGUCUAAUUUAUGUACCCGCGUAAAAAGAUUAAAAUAGAGGUACUGCUACUUCGUUACUUCUGAUAGCAGGUCGUCACUAAGACCCUAAACACAUGAGAGUGUUAGACGCCGCGUUUGAUUAAUAUCGCGUAUCAAGUUACCGAUGACACAGUGGUAUCAUACACAUGCAAGCGCGCGCUUAUCAGGUAAAACGCGGUGUCAAGCGCUGUCAUGUCAGCGUUCUAAGUAUAACGUUCAAUUAUUCGAUUGGAACGGUGAUUGUGACCCAAGCGACCAACGGAUUUUCACUGGGUAAACUGUUCAUAGAAUUAUUUGAAACGUAAACAAUGCUUAUGUUGUUUGUAGUACCUUUUUGUACUAACACACUUUUCUGAUCUCUUUUUUAAUAUCAGAAAUUAAUUUCCUUUACGAUUCUUUUUAAGCCUGGAAGGGAUAGUAGUUUGGUAAAAUAUAUUUAUCUAUUUCGAUUUUAUUUUGUUUAUUGGUGAUAUUUCUUUUUUAAAAUAGAACCCUUGAAUUAUUCAUCGAAUUAUAUUUUUGUCGCCUUCACUUUUUAUCCGGCCUUUACAUUCUGGUUUAUUAAUUUUUUCAUUUUCUUGAAAUUUGCGAAACAAUAUCAUGAGACGACACAUUUGAUGCUAUUCCUUUGGGUUUUUUUCUUAAAUAAACUGACGAGACUCCUGUCAGGACCACUAUACACACACGUAUUGAAAAGCACCUUAUUUAUCUCAAGAGUCUCGCUCAAAAAAUUGUUUUUUAAUAACAAGUGACGUCACUGACAAUUAUUUUGUACGUUAAUAGAUGUACAUUAGGAAAAAAAUGUAUUUGCCGUAUAGAAAUGGAAAUACAGUUUUUGUUUUCAGCCUGCACAAACCUGAAGUCAGCAAUUUUGACCAAAAACUGACUUGAUAAAGUCUGAAUGUCACGUCUGGUGUUAUAUAUUGGGUAAAGCGUAACACUUUCGUCUAAUUUGUUUCUUGGCGUAUUUCAUUUUAAAUCGGCACACGAGUAAGUAGGAAAUAAUAACAAAAAUAAUUUUUUUCCGUUAAUGUCUUGACUAAAACUGGUGAAUAACAUUUCGUGUGAUACCCAAAAAUACAAAUGUUAACAUAAGAUUUGAUAUUUUAUGAUUGUCGUAAUGGUACAUUCUACAAAAUUAUCUUUGCAGUUUUUGUGUGAAGAAAGACUGCCAUAUACAUGUUAUACAAUUGUUGAAAAGCAAAAAAAUGCGAAGUACACAUUUUGUAGAUUUGUUUAGAGGGUAGAAAAAAGACAAGAUGUUUUAUUCUUUUCAGAUUUUUUAAUCUGUCGGUAUACAGAAAUUUUAACACGUAAGAAAAUAUUUAGAAACAUAACGUUUUAUCAAUUUUAAGAUUAUGAUCUGAAAAUAUACCAGAAUAAAAGAUUUUGUCUUACUGAUUACGUAUGUGCCAAUAGAAAUAAUCUUAUACUCUUGCAAACUUUUUAUUAUCUUUUAACUACGAUAAUGGUGGAACUUACGAACAUUUUACAAAGAGUUGACGCAACCUACAUCGCUUAAAAAGGUUAUGAAAAAUCAUAAAUUUUCCAUGCUAUUGAGAUUUCUUGUUAAAAGCACAUUUAACGCAUGGUGUAAUUAUUUUAAUAGUUUUACCCGAUUCAAAAAUGGUAACUUUAUAAACGGUAAUUAUAUUAUGGAUAUAUGGUAUCAACUUGCUGUUACUUACAGACUACAGUUUUCGUCUCCCAGAACAAGCGAAAAAAAUCGUGUUGCUAUAAUUUUUGAUCCUACGUUAUACAGGAGUGCUUUAGUGAUUGACAACCAUGAUAUCACAGUCUAGGAAUAUUAUUAUAAGCCGUGGGAUCAGAAAAUUGGGUAGUCAAAAUAGUAUCCUACAUAUCGUUGGCAUAUCUAGCAAGCCCAACAUUACGCGCCUUAUAGCGAUACCAAUGUUUUAUUAUGCCCCACUUUAUUUAUUUGUAAUUGUGUUACAUAUUAAUGAUUUAAAAAAAAAUGAAUGUGGUAAUAUUAGAGAACUUUAAAAAAAAUUUAAAUAAUUGUUUAAUAAAAAAAUAUUAAAUAGGCAUACUUCAAAUAAGUAUAGUCGGAUUAACUUAUAUUGUGCAACGGCUUGCAGCGACAUUUGAUCCCUUCUUGUUUACAAUUGACCGACAACGUUUUAUUAAAACAAUUUUUAUAAGACGGUGACUCAUUGCCACUCGUCACUCGAUAUUGGUCAAAAAAGAGUACCAGGCAGGUGCAGUUUAUUUACAGUCGGAAAAAUGAAAGAAUACCCAUGAACGAUCACAUCAAUCACAUAUUAUUCAGAUUAUUAAUAAUCUAUCUCUCUCGUUAUUUAUGAAAAAAAAGAAUGUGUGUGUACUUUGUACGCACGUAAGAAGUUAUACUUCUAUUAUAUGAUUUCAACGAAAUUAAUAUACUUUAAACAGUUUAUUUAUAUUUUAUUUAAAUAUUAAACUAAUUUUAAUACUUACUACUUUUCAAAAAUUUUUAUUAAAACAGUACAAAAAUUUAAAAAAUAAAAGAAUAAAACUUACACAAACACAUUGAAAAAUGCCACAAAUGAUUUCUGGACAAUAAUUGUCGGAAACAAUUUUAACUAAAUACGUAUUUUCUGAAAAAAAAAAUAUAUAUAAUAAAUGUACUUACAAUCAUAAAAUGUAUAAAAAAAAACAAAAAAGAAUGUGUGUGUACUUUGUACGCACGUAAGAAGUUAUACUUCUACUACAUAUUAUGUGAUUUUUAAGACUAUACCAAAAAUUUAAAAAAAUAAAAGAAUAAAACGCACACAAACACAUUGAAAAAUGCCACAAAGAAAAAAUGAUUUCUGGACGAUAAUAAUUGUUGGCAAAAAUUUUAAAUACGCAUUUGCUGAAAAAAAAAUUAUAUAACAAAUAUACUUACAAUCAUAAUAUGCAUAAAAAAAUAAAACUUGCAUCGGGAAUUGAACCCUUGAAUUUCGUGCCGCUUUGACUCGUAAUCGAAGCGUAGACUCACUCGUCCAAUCGCACAUUAUUUAUCAUGUGGAAAAAUACGGUAACUGAACGUUUUACUGUUUGACAAUUGUUUUGAAAAUUAUUUAGUUUAAAUUUUGUGGAAGAAAAUAUAAAAAUAUAACAAAACAGUAAGAAAACAAUAUAUUAGAUGAAGAUUGGUAGAACUUUUGUUGGUAAUCAAUUAAGUAUGUAAAUCAAAGCAUUACAUACCUACUAGAUAAAUAAAUCUACGCCAAAAAAUCAUAAUUUAAAAAUAAAAAUCGAACCUAAUUUGGGAUUUCUCUCUAAAAUCCGCAUUCUUGAGAAAAUAAAUGUAUGUAUUUCAACCUAAUCCAAAUGUAUAAUUACAAUAUGAUUAUAAUAAAAACUAGGUACUUACCAAAUUAGAAUGAGUUUUCCUUGUCCAAAAUAGUCCAAAAGUCCAAAAAUAUAGGUAUAUGAAAACUAUUUAAAAAGGCAGUAUAACUAUUAACUAACUUUUGUUUGUUGUUUCUUUUCACACAAAUUUUAAAACGCAACAACCAUAAAUAAUCUAACUACAGCUGUGCCACAGCCACCAUAUUGAAUAAUUUUUGACAUGUCAUUUGAACAUCCAAUCAGAACAAAGUUAUAAUGCGCAUGCGCCCGGUCGCUAGGUUUUCCCAUAUAAAAAUUUACCCUCUAUCGCCGGUAAAGAAGUAUAACGUCAAAAAUAAAAGUUUCUAUUGGGGUUCGAACCUGCCUAUGUUUGAGCAGUUAGUAUUGGAAUUAAUUCAUCUUACACUUCUACCCACGGAGACACCUGCAUCAUGUGGGAAGAUCGACGAACUAAACGGUUUAAACUUUUGACAGUUCUGAAUUUAACCAAAUUAUUUUGAUUAGCCAAAUUAUUUUGAUUAUAUUGAUGAAAUAUUAAAGUACAACAAAACAUAGAGUAAGAAAACAAUAUAUUAGGUGAAUAUUGACAGAAAUUUUGAUCGCAAUCAAUUAUGUAAAUCAAAGCAUUACAUGCUAUUUUGAUAAGUUCAUUUUAAAUUUUCCAAAUAGGUAGGUACCUAUGUAAUUUUUAUUAGGAUACUGAAUCAUUUUACUGAGUCGCUUUUAAAAACUAUUUAAAAAGUCACUGCAAUUAUAAACUUUCUUUUUUCUCUGCCAUCACAACAAUAAAAACUAAUACAUAUACACAACAUUUGUUGAUCCAUAAUCUCCAACAAUUAUUAUUGACAUAUGAUUUUAACACCCAAUACGAUCCCGUAUAACGUUUGAGCGACUUAGGGCCGGUUGUUCGAACGCUAAUCAAAAAUGAUCAUUAUCAAAUAUUUAAUUACUGUCACAACUGUCAACGUCAACUUUGAUUGGGUUGCUGCAAACAUAAUUAUUGAUUACAAUGAUGAAAUUAGUUAAUCAAUUAUGUUAAUAAUUGUUAUGUUAAUUGAUUAACUAAUCUCAUAAUUAUAAUCAAUUAUGUUUUCAACAACCCAACCAAAGUUGACAUUGACAGUUGUGACAGUAAUUAAAUAUUUGAUAGUGAUCAUUGUUGAUUAGCGUUCGAACAACCGGCCCUAAAUAUACUGUCAUAUAUAACGAUAAUUGAGUAAUAUACUGUCGGUGUGCGAAUGCGCCAGGGAAUGUAAAAAUUCACCCUCGUGCCUAAAGAAGUAUAACUUCAAAAAACACAAAUACAAAAUAUGUGAUUGAUGUGAUCGUUCAUGGGUAUUUUUUCAUUUUUCCGACUGUAUAUGGUUUACAAGACCUAAAAACCGACUUAACAGUUUCAGAAUCUUCUGAUGGCUCCUCUUAUUAACCGGGAGGAUUGAGUACAGUUAGCCAACACUGUGGUAUCAACAAAAAUACAAUGUAUGCCUCACCGUCUUCGAAUUCUUGUCGGACUGCUUUAUAGUAACAUACCGUUAUAGUUCGGAAGGAAGUCGGUAAUAUAGUGUAGGUGUAGAGUGUUGUAUUGCAUUCAGAUUAGAACAUCUUAACAUUAAUUUUAACACAUAGGAUAUGUCCUGUUUUAACGGUACUUACCUAAGUAAAAAUUAUGUUGAUUAAAUAUUUAAUUACCAGAAAAAUCAGCCGCCGCACUAUAGCUAUAGCCGAACUACCGAAACCUACAACUGACCGUUUCACUAUAUUCCUUACUAUAAUUUUUGUUUCCGUCAUUUUUCUCAUAAAGUUUUAAUUUAUUGCAUUAUUUAUUUUUAUUGAUUUCUGGUGAUUCUUGGUACUUAUAAAAAAUUUCUUGAAUUAUUAACUAUAAACAUAUUUCUUCUAUAAUGUAUUAAUGUUAAUUAGACACAUACUAAAUAAAAUGAGGCACAUUUCUACAUCGACAAAAUCAAUUGAGUAAAUAAAGUAGCAAUAAAGAAGCAACUAGUUGUUAGAUAAAGUUUGCUACUACCUUUAUAUUUUUUUCGCAGAAUUAAAAUUUGUUACUGGUUUUGUCAUGUGAUGAUUAAAUAACCAGUUAAAGCACUUAUUUGUGCCAUGAACUGGAACCGUAAUCUGGUUUUGUCAAGUAUGAGGUGCUCGGCAAUCUAUAAGCAAAAUUUUGUCAAGUCAAUGACUCGAGUCAUGUGAUCAUGACAACUACUGGAAAGAUUUAAUCUAGACUGCAGUUGAGGUUUGUAUGUAAGAUCUUUGUUAUUAGCAGUCUUAUACAAUGCUUAAAUGUUUGUGCCUAUCCAGUAUAUGAGUCUUUUUUGUGAAAAAUAGCACAUUUCAUAACGACAAUAAUCGUUUUAAUAGUUUUGAACUUACGAAUACAUGUAAUAUAUAUUUCAAUUUUUUACCCUGAAUGACUAUAUUUAGUCGUUUCAUCAGCAUAGUAUUUGUGGUUUGCUGUCAACCCUUUGUAUAUGUUUCUGGUGUAAUUUGUUGCGACAUUCCAAUGUCUUAAUAUUUGUUAAUAAUAUUCUCUAUUUAUUCAGAAAAUUUAUCAUUUUUUCGUUUUAAAACGUUUCCCAAUUUUUGUACAGUUAUGUUAGAGAUGGAGUAUGUACAGUGCAAUUUUUUGUUUUAUUUUAUUAGAUUUAUUUAUAAUUUUAAAAAAUAAUAUAUAUUUAUUGGGAUUCUUUUAAAAUGGACUGAGUAUUAUUUAUUUACAAGAAAUCCAGUAGAUGAACUUGGUGAAGUGAAGCUGUGAUUUUUGUAUUUUUUCAGUUUUAUGUGUAUAGUUGUGUGUAGAGAUGAUUAAAUGAGGUAUUCCCGGUUUAUUUACUGGACAUUAAUUUUGAUAAUUUCAUAAUGAUGUGACAUAGCUUUUGAUAAAAAAAUGUUGGUCGGUAUCUGACAUACUUAUUGAUUUAUAUUUGUGUUCCAAACGGACUGAUAUUGACGAAACCAAUGGUUUAUUCGUUUAGAUUGUGAUUUAAGCCUACAGGUUUAUUUCUAUAGCUAAUUUUAGAGAAUUAUUUGUUAAAUUUGUCUAAUUCAAACGUAUCUAAAUAUAUUUAUGGGAAUUUAUAUAGCUUCAAGUUUCAGAAUGACAACGUGAUUUCUUUCUUUACCCUUUUUAAAGUUUUGAUUUCUUUUGUUCAUCACUACCAAACAAAAUCAAUUUCUGUUUUCUAAAACAUUUUUCAAUCAAAUUGAAACUUCGUAUUUAGGAAAAUUUAAAAUUUAGCUGUUUUAUCGCAUCUUUUAAGUUCCCAUAAUGUGUUUUUUCUUAAUAUUACCAAAUUAUUUGUCUACACAGGAAAAAAUAACUUUGGAGCUGUGAGUGGUGGACCUUGUUAAAAUGAGGUCAUGGAAUCUCAAUAACAUUAUUAAAUAACGCCCAUCUUUUAGUCGUUUGCUCCUCGUUAAUCGUUUAUUCUGACCAUCUCUUAUAUAUUCCACUUUCCCUUAGUCUGUAUGUUUUCAUUAAGUUUUUGUUUAAGUAUAAGCAAUUCAUUUGCAUUCCCAUUCUUUUUCAUCGAGUUAAUUUAAGUAUUGUAACACUUAAGUGAACUAGAAAUGAUGCUAUCUUAAAUUGUAUUACAAUCAUAAUUGAAAAUCAUUUUUGUGUUUGGUACAUUCCAUGUCAAAUCACUCGGGCAAAAACAUUUGGAUGUCCGAUUUUUCUAAAACUUGGUGUAUAGCUUUUACGGGACGUAAAAAAUAAGACAUUUAAGGUCAAACAGUCUUCUUCUUCUUCUUUUUUUCCCAAAAUGUUGCGAUUUUACAGUGAUUUGGUGUUUAUUUAAACAAAUUUGCAUUUCUCUAGUAAAGUAUCAAUGAAAAGAAUAAUAUUUUAAUAGAAGGGACUCAGAAAUGUCAUUAUAAGGAAUUAUAAACAAGUUAUUUUGAUUCAAAACAAGUUUUUGAUCAAAUUUUAGUGAAAAAGACGUUAAAAUACCAUUUAUUAUAUUCCUCCAUUCCCAAAAUACAUCAUAUUCGAUUUAGCUGAAAAUUUGCCCAUAGCUAGCCAAAAUAUAGGAUUAAGUGGUUAAAAGGAUUUAAAUAAUUUAACAAUACAAAAAAAGUUAAAUACAUACAAUAAUAUCAGACUCAAAAGUAUAUUACUCCAGUCGGGAUAGCAUUUGACCUUGCAUGUAGAGCUGCUCAAAAUUUUGUUUUCUCAUCUUUAGGGGGGCAAUAGUAGUCUAACUUUAAAAUCGCGAAUGAAUGCCUCCGUUACGUUAGUCGUCAUCUUGAUUUUAAAGGAGAACCGUUUUUGCUCAAUAUUUCCGCCAUUUUUAACCUUUCGACAAAAAUGGUAGAAACUGAAAUUUUUCCAAAUAUAUCGUAUUUACAAUUAUUAUAAUUUCUUUCUAACCACUUUUGUCGUGAGGUCAACAUUUUCCGGGUUAAUUGUACUUACAGUAGACGCCUAUAUUUUUGACUAUGAUAUUGCAUGUAACUUUUUUUUUGUAUUUUAAAAUUAUUCAAAUCCUUUUAACCAUUUAAAGUCCUAUGUUUUGGUUAUCUGUGAACAAAUUAUCAGCUAAAUCGAAUAUGAUGUAUUUUGGGAAUGGAGGAAAAUGUAAAAAUUUAUUUUAAUGUAUUUUAACGUUUUCUAAUACUAAAAUUUGAUCAAAAACUUGUUUUGAAUCAAAAUAACUUAUUAUAAAGCCAUAUAAUGACAUUUUUGAGUCCCUUCUAUUAAAAUAUUAUUUUUUCAAUUGAUACUUUACGAUAUAAAAUGCAAAUUUGUUUAAAUAAAUACCAAAUCACUGUAAAAUCGCUUAAGAUUUUGAGAAAAAAAAAGAAGAAGACAAUUUGACCUUAAAUGUCCCACAUAUGCUAUAUACCAAUUUUCAGACAAAUCGGAGAUCCAAGUUUUUUUAUCCAAAAUUGAGUGAUUUGAAAUGGAAUAACUCAUUUACAUUAUGUAAAAUGUAGGCUUAAAAAUAAAAUAGCUUUAUUUUAAUGAGAUUUUAGGUAAUUUAUUUAUUUUUAACGUAUUUGAUUCGUCCGUCUUUUAAAAGUACUUUCCUUGUUAAAUGGGAUAAGAGAAGGACAUAAUAUUGAAUAAAAAAUCUAAAUCAGUAAGUAUAACUGUUUCGUCAGGCAAUUGAUGUAAGAAACUUCACAUAAGAAAGAUAUUGUGCCUUUUCAGAUUGUCCACAGGGAUAUACUGAAAAAUAUUUUAUAUAUUUUUUUAACUCGGUGUAUUCUUAAAAAAACCGAUACUAAAUUUUUACCUUAUAGUUGUUUAUGUGUUGUAGGCGAUUUGUGAAUGUUCUCUUCAGUUUCAUUUUUUAUUUUGUGUGUGCACCUUUCAUCGACAAAUGUCUCCGACUUGCCAUCCGUUAAAAAUUUUACAACUAUAAAUAAUAUUAAGUCACUUAUCCGAAAAUCUUUUAAUCUAUGUAGUGUUAUAGUGUUUCUAAAAGUAAUUGAAAUGAAGAAAACCGCUUGCAUUAAAAAUCCUUUAUGAACAAACUUUCUUCACAAAAUUUUUUUUCGAAAUUUUAGAUCCGAAAAUCUAAACAUUUGUACUGGAACCAAGUACUGGUGAGAACCUAAAUUCGUGCCUUCGAGAACGAUAAAUAAGAAGAAGAUUAGGGGAAAUCUAAGAUUGCAUUCCACAGCCCGUAUAUUUAUUUAGGUAAAAUUCAAUCGAAUCUUGGGUUGUCACCAGAACUUGGUUCCAGUAAAAGUCUAGGUUUUUCAGAUCUAAGAUUUCGAAUUGUUUUAAUUAGAUGUCUUACAGGUCUAAAAGCAAAUUAUUGUUUAUAAUUUUGCUUAGUGAGAUAGCUCGUUUUCUUUUUGAUUCAGAGCAGACCAUAGGCCUCUCUGAAGAGCUCAAAACAGUGAAACGUACGUAAGAGGAUGAUGGUCUAUCUCUGAAACAAAAUGAAAUAUUAACUCUUUCAUUUUCAUUUACUCCGAUCGUGAAACCCAAAAGACCAGUCAAAUAGUGACUAGCGCCAUUGCAACAUAUAUGAUUAGGUUCUUGCAACUUAUUAAAUCUGUGUCAAAUAAGAAUAUCAGAAUUAAUACUUUGUUUUACUAUUUUGUAAAAUAUUUCUUCUGGUCAAACCCACCAGUUUUGUUAUUUGAAUUAUCACUAAAAAUUUUUAACGUGAAAGUGAAUACUUCUGUUGUAAUUGGUAUAAAUAUUUAAUCAAAAAUGCAAAUGGAUUACAAUACUUGAUUAUUAUUCAGAACGAAUGUUUUCGGACUUAUCAGGCCAUCUUCAGUGAACUUUAAAUUACUUGCACUAAUAACCACAAAAUCAGACAGUGGUUGGGUUUAAAUAGACGACUACAUACUUAAAAGUAUUAAAUUAAACGACAUAAAGUCGAUGAAAAUGAAUAUAACUAUUCGAGACCAGUAUGUGUCCCUACAAUUACAUCAGUCUUGGUCUGCAAUAGUCUGCGAAGCUUAUUACUAAAAAAGUAAAGUAGUUUGAUUAUAAAAGUUUUUUAUGCCAAGUGGUGAAUCUUUAAUUUUAAAUUGGUACUUUUAGAAAUAUUGUACUAUCAGUACAAUAUGUAAAUUAGAAAUGUAGUCUGUCAACACAUACAUGCACAGAACACAUGAAACCUGAUGUUUAUAAUGUAUACUUUAAAGAAAUGUAGUUUGUCAACACAUACAUGCACAGAACACAUGAAACCUGAUGUUUUUAAUAUUCAGGUGUUCUGUGCAUGUAUGUGUUUAUAUUAUAUACAUAAGGUGUCAUGUGUUCUGUGUUGACAAACUACACCUGAAACCUGAUGUUUAUAUUAUAAACAUCAGGUUUCAUGUGUUAUGUGCAUGUGUGUGUUGACAAACUACGUUUCUUUAAAGUGAAUAUACUAUAGUAAUACUCUAAUAUUAAACACGUUAUUAACGGUUGUUAAACAGAUCAUAUUAUUAUACAAAGUUGAAUAUGACACAAUUUUCAAAAUUUAAGUAAGACUGAAGCCGCGUUGGGAACCAAAUUUAUACUUACAAGUUGUUGUUGCUUUGUGCUUCAAAUUUAAAAUUAUAGCAGAUUGUGGAAACAGAGUGGAUUUUGAUGGCAAAAAAAGUUUUGAAUACUCCAUAAUUUGAAAUUAAUUAGAAGAUACUAUUAUUUUAAAUUCCAUGUAAUUUCGAAGUGUCAAAUAAGAAAAAAAUGAUAUAACUAAAAUGAACACAUCAUAAUAGUCAGUCCCGGCGCUAGGGUAAAAGGUGCCCGCCUGCAAAACUAGGCGCUCUUAGGAUUUUUAAAUUAGUAUUUUGUAUAACAUCAGCAGAAAAAAGCUCAUUUUAGUAACCCCAAACAGGGGCGCUAACCUGCAGUGUAUCUCUUGAAGGCCCGUUAUUGCCGGACCUGAUAGUUUAAGUUACUGUGUUUUUGUCAUCUGUUUUUUUUUUUAGUUAAAAAUCUUAGUCAACAAAAAUGGUACUGCAAAAGCAUAAAACGUUUAAAAACAUUUGUAAGGCAUAUAACGUUUCAGACAUUUUGUAAAUAUUAUAUUGUUAACAUUUUGUUCUUAAAUUAACAUUAAAUAGCACUUUGCCUACUAUUUAAAACAUCAUUUAUGUCCUUUUGGUGUUAUGCUUUUUUGAUUAACAAAAGUGAUAAAUAUAACGUAAAUCCGUUAAUAAGCAAUACUCUUUUUAUUACUAACCAAUGCCGUAUAUUACCAACGUAAUAUAUGGCAUAACAAGUAGAUUGAAAGACGAAGAACGAGAACACCCACCUGUUUCCAGAAAAUUACAGAAAUAACGUAUUUAUUUGUUUAAAUUCGUGUAGACAAUAAUGUCGAUGAAAGAUGUACGAAGUGGAGGUCAGGGUAGAAUAAAAAAAGGCACAUUAUAACUACUGCUAUUGCAGAGAGUGUCUCUUAACACCCUCCAUCCAAAGUUUUUGUAUGUAACAUAGCUACAUGUUCUAGGAGACUAUGGGCUCUUGUUUACAAAGAGCCGCGAUAAAAAUAUAUAAACACUAAGCUUUGUUUCGUAUAAAGUUGUCUUAGGAAUCCAAAAAUAAAUCACUCGGCAUAUUUUUGAUUGUACAGUUUCUUGUAAUUUUGUAUUUGACCAUUGAAUUUUUGUUAGAUUAUUAUUAUACUGUAAGUUGGGGUUUAUUUUGUACGUUAAAAAAUGAUACAAUUUCAAAAUACAUGUAAUUUGAGGUGAGUUAUGAUUUCGCUGAUUACUUAUUUCUCUUACUGAGGAACCUGUGUAAUAUGGUCGUGUACUUACUGCUACAUUUAAUGGAAAUGUUAGAAUAUAAGUGAUACAAUAUACAAACCUAGACGUCUAUAAGGUUCUUCUAAUCUUAUAUCCGCUCCAACAUUUCCAUUCAAAUAUUUAAAAUGGUGAGAAUAAUCACCUUCAGACAAAAAAAAUCUCAUUGUCAGAUCGACACUCAACCCGAAGUACCACGGUUAUAACGAUAAUUAAGAUGACUUAAUUAGUAACAAGGCAUUUACUAACCACACAAUACACAAAAAUAAUUCUGCUAAUAACCUCAGUAGUUAAUGCGGUCGAUUGAAAAGAAAGGUGGUAGAAACAGAUUUGAUAACUAUCGAAGCAUUGUUCUUGACCGUUAUGGAUCGUUUAGUGACAUGUUGGCUACUAUAUUCGCUAUCGUUGCUUUAUUGUCGAUUAUUCGAACUAUUUUCUUUAAGUAUUCCAGCUUCUUCUUCUUUAGGUACCGUCUCCUCUAAGAAGGUUGGUAAUCAUCACAGCUAUUUUCACUUUUGAGAUUGCAGCUCUGAACAAGUCGACGGAACUGCAAUUAUACCACUUUCUUAGAUUUUUGAGCCAGGAGAUGCGUCUUCUUCCAAUACUUGGUUUUCCCUGCAUUAUGGUUUGUAGUAACACAUAGUUAUCCGCUCUCAUAACGUAGUCGAGAAUUGUAACUUUCUUAUCUUAAUCGUAUUCAUGAUAUCCUCUUUCAUCUUUCUGAGAACCUCGACAUUUGUUAAUUCUAUCUACCCAACUUAUUUUUAAUAUCCUUCGGUAGGUCCACAUCUCGAAUACUUGCAAGUCGAUCGCUUAUUUAUUUCUUUAAGGUGCAGGCCUUCCAGCUAUUCCAGCUUGCGUCUUUUUAUUAUAUUGAUCAGUUGUUAUUUGGUUCAGUGUCGUAAGAAAUUCCUCCGACUCUGUCGAUCAUUGAGGCAUUACAAUUCCAAUACGAGAGCAGAAAAGUCAAGGACAACACAAGAAUUUAUAUAUGUGGAACAGAUGAAAAAAUAAGAGACAUAGGGCCGGUUGUUCGAACGCUAAUCAACACUGAUCACUAUCAAAUAUUUAAUUACUGUCACAACUGUCAAUGUCAACUUUGGUUGGGUUGCUGAAAAUAUAAUUUAUUAUAAUUAUGAGAUUAGUUAAUCAAUUAACAUAACAAUUAUUAACAUAAUUGAUUAAUUAAUUUCAUAAUUGUAAUCAAUAAAAUUGUUUUCAGCAACCCAAUCAAAGUUGACAUUGACAGUUGUGAAAGUAAUUAAAUAUUUGAUAAUGAUCAUUUUUGAUUAGCGUUCGAACAACCGGCCCUUAGACCGGCAAGAUACUGAUUGGAAUGACAGGAAUCGCAAGACGUCAAACGUUUUAAAGUGAUAAUUGAGUAUGAUCGACUAAUAUUAUAACACACCUCAACCUUGCACAAUAAACGGGCACUUUUAGAACAGGUCAAUAGAUUUAUGUGCCUGAGAUGUUGGAUCGAUAACAGCAUAAAUCUUGAUCUAGAAAUAAGACCGAUAAUAGAACAGGUCAGAAAAUCCUUCGAAAAAAACAAAGACUGUUAUGUGAUUCUCGGAUAAAACUCAAAAAUCGAGUAAGUUUAUCAAAAUGAUGGACUUUUUUUCUCUAUGCAGUUGAGACGUGGACACUUAAAACAGCAACCGCAAAUAAAGUGGAGGCCUUCGAAAUUUGGAUAUAUCUGAGAAUAUUCAAAAUUUCAUGGACAUAGAAUAGGUAAGGAAAAGUUAAACUAACAUCAAACAAAGUUCUGCAUAUAAUAGGUAAGGAACGAGAACUUUUCCAACACAGUAAAAGUUAGAAACACUUCAUACCUAGGCUACAUACCGAGAAAUAAUAAGUACGAAUAUGCUCAACUAAUAGAGAAAGGAAAGAUCGAGGGAAAGAGAGGUCUAGUAAGGAAAAAACUAUCGUGGCUAAGAAACAUCCGGCAAUGGGGUUAAAUUUUGAACAGCUGAAAACAGAGAAGAGUUUGCAAUUAGUAGCCGACCUCUAUUGAGGAUAGGGCACUUUAAGAAAAAUAUAACAUAAUACUAUAGUAUUUUUACUACAAAAACGUUAUUACGUAGGUCAAAAUUUUUGACGUAAGAGAACUGUCAAAACAUUAGAAUGUGACUUUUCAUUAUUGCCGUGUUUAUAAUAAACAUAGCAAUAAUGAAAAGUCACAUUCUAAUGUUUUGACAGUUCUCUUACGUCAAAAAUUUUAACCUACGUAAUAACGUUUUUGUAGUAAAAAUACUAUAUAUAACACAUACUAUAUAACAUAAUAAAAAUAAUAUAUUAUGAGCAAAAUUUUCCAAAUUAACAAUCCUUAUUCAUAUGUUCAUUCUUCUGGUCUCGUGUAUAUUUGUGAACUCUAUGGAAAAUAGAGAGGAAAAGCGAAAUUUGAUAGAAUUUUCAGGACUUUUUUAAGGUUGGAAAUGAUUAAGAAUACAUAAAAUAAAACCGGCUUUAUUUUAAUUUAUUUUACUACAAUUUAAUUCAAUAAUAAAUUACUUUAAACAAAGUCUAUGAAGACAAUAGUAUUUUCUAGAUCUAGAUCAUCAACAAAGCUUUGUAAAAAUAUAGACUUUAUAAUGACAAUAUUUGGUGUCUACGUUCGUACAACUAAAACUAUAUACAAAUUGUUUAGACUUAUUAAUACUAUUUAGAACAACAACUUGCCUUAGCUAUACAUGUAUUUGAACAAUAAUUUAAAUUAUUUUUGAACUUAUCUUAGCUAAAGAUGUAUUUGGACAAUAUUUUAAACUAUUUUUGAACUUAUGGUCUACAGAGAUAAAAACGCCACACUGUCCGUAACAUGGUAAAAACAUAAUUUGGCAUUUUUCUAGGUAUUAUAUGAAACAAAGUUUAGUGAAACAACUAAAGCCAAAUAUUGCAUUGAGUAUUGACGUUUAUUUGUGAAGGUUUACACUAACACAACUGAUUAAAAGAAUCAGUUUUAUUUUCAUACACAAGAUACCGUAUUCGAAGGUAUAUUAUUUUUAGUACCGUAAUAUCGAAGAUUCGAUCAGCGACUACCUAUUUAUAAAAUAAGUCAUCUUACCGACAGUUUUCGGAGUUGAGCUAUAAAAAUUAGUUUUUUGGACAAAUGGCAGUCUCGUUUUUAACUGUAUUUGAAUAAAUUUUGAGAUCUAAAACCACCAAAAUGUGUAAACGGAGAACAAGAAAAAAUUCCAUAAGUAACGAAUAGGUACUGUGAAAUUACUUUUGCCGUAGACUAUACAGUCCCUACUGGCCAAAUAUUAGAGGCACUAUAAGAUUUUAUAAAAAAAUUUAAUUAUAAGGUGAUAUUAAAUAGGUUCAUAACAACAUUAAAUAGGUUUUUGUAUAUACCAGAUACAAUGUAUGUUGUUUGGUUGUCCAUUUAAUUGUCUAUAUUUUAUUAUAAAUAAAACAUCAUUAUUAAUGAACAAAUAUGUAUUUAGAUAAAGGCAGUUUUUGUUUUUAUUUGUUGUUAAAUAUGUAUUUGUUGACUCUUGAAAAAAAAAAACAGAAAUAACGACAAUGAAUUAUUAAUAUUUUGUUGAGCCACCUUUAGCCGUUAUUAGAGCUUUAAUUCUGCGCGGCAUACAUGCAUUGAUGGUAUGCCGCGCAAAAUUAAAGCUCUAAUACCGACUAAGGUCUGCUUGCCAUUAUGCUAAAUUCAGUACUGAAUUUAGUACUAAAAAUAUUGUAUUUACAAAUUAGAUGCAUACGCCGAUUCAGUACUAAAAACUAAAACAUGUUCUAAUUUCUUGUACUAAAAAUGAUGAAAUAUUAAUUAAAAGUGAGGUUGUGUUACUUAUGCUUAUAUUCUGUUUUAAAUAUGUGGAGUCAUAAUCAAAUAGAAAGUUUAAUAGAGCUAUAUAAAGCAAAAAUUGUUUAUAUAUGCCAAAACAAUUUUUUAAACAAAUUAUUAAACAAUUAAUUCAUAAAAAGUUUUACUUCUAUACCAAAGGGUGUUCUACAUUUAACAUGUUUAAUAUUCCAUUUUUUUCUCCAUAUACGCCUUUUUAGUACGUUUACGAUCUUUUUUCUCUUAAUUGUCAUAAUAAAUCAAGCUAUUGAUUUUUUUAGCUUCUUUUUCACCAUCAUUAUUUACCUGUUUGUUGUUAUUUACAUACUCUAAUAAUAAAACCAAAUAAAACGAACUUCAGAUAGGUUAGGUUAUCAAUACCAAAUGGCAUGCCUACAUGCUAAUUGAAAUUAAGAUAGUUGCAAACACAAACUGCCAUUUUUCAUACUAAAUCGACUCGCACAACUAAUAUUUUCAGUACUGAAAUUAGCAUAAUGGCAAGCGGGUCUAAAGGAGCCUUAACAAAAUAGUUAAACAUUUAAUUGUUGUUAUUUCUGUUUUCUUUCAAGAGUCAAUAAAUACAUAUUUUUGUUCAUUAAUAAUGAUGUUUUAUUUGUGAUAAAAUAUGGAAAAUUAAAUGGACAACCAAACAACAUACAUUGUGUCCGGUACAUACAAAAAACCUUUUUAGUACCACCUCAUAAUUAACUUUUGUAAAAUCGUAUAAUGCGUCUAAUAUAUGGCAAGGGACUGUAUAUUGGUAUAUUUUUCUUCAUGAAAUCGCUACACUCAUGAGAUAUCUGACUUUAUUGUUCUAAUUACAAACAGUUUAGACACAUUGUAGAAAAAUUUUCUUGUAAAUCAAGUUUUACAUAAAAUUUUGGUAGUGAAGUGCUCAAAUUGUAUGUCAACUACAGUGGGAAAUGUCGUUUCAGAUCGACUAAUUUUUUAAUCUCUGAAAUCUGGUCAUCGUUGGAAGUAACUUCCAAUUUGUAAAAAGUAUGCUAGAAAGCAUUUAGUUAAGGGUAGCUUCUAGCGUGUAGAAUAGUUUCUAGAUUUAAAAAAUUAGGUAAGUCAUAGAAUUAAGAAAUACUAGGUAGGAUUCUAGAUUAGAAAAACAAAAAAAUAAUUAAGGCCUUUCUCUUUUCGGAUGGAAUAUUAGAGCAGUUUUUAGUUAGUGUUUAUAUUAUAUAGAUAUAUUUAAAAAAGCUGGGGGCUUGGUCAUAUUUCAGUGCAACAUCUGUUUUUUAUUGUAUGAUUUGGUUUUGAAAGAUGACCAAUUUUCAGUUGGUGUUUUUAGUCAUGAAGGGUGCACUGUCUAAUAUUCCAUCGGAGAAUUUAAAAAAAUGAAAUGCAAAAAAAUCGUAUAACUAAAUGUUUUUUAUUGUUAUAAGUUUAAAGUGUAUGUUUUUUGUUUUCUUUUUUUUUUUGUAUUGUAAGACUUUGUGUUGGUAAAUAUAAUGUAUUUGUCCAAA
Messenger RNA from Diabrotica virgifera virgifera (western corn rootworm), 25111 nucleotides. Its product is annotated as protein alan shepard. Gene Ontology annotation, molecular function: poly(A) binding; mRNA 3'-UTR binding; poly(U) RNA binding. Gene Ontology annotation, cellular component: ribonucleoprotein complex; cytosol; nucleus. The transcript is spliced from 11 exons. NCBI's taxonomy places the organism in Eukaryota, Metazoa, Arthropoda, Insecta, Coleoptera, Chrysomelidae. Bases 501 to 1955 code for a protein of 484 amino acids. The record is from RefSeq and is a predicted model, not a curated record.